Blepharisma stoltei is the source of this 1014-nucleotide messenger RNA. Lineage: Eukaryota; Ciliophora; Heterotrichea; Heterotrichida; Blepharismidae. The record is from the annotation of a GenBank genome assembly.
AUGUGGAGGCAUUAUCCCCAACCUAAUAUUUCGAAUUCCCUCUCAAAAGAUCACCCUAGUUUCAAGAGUUCCAUUCACCAUCUCGCUCAGCAGCUUAAUAUAAGCAGCUCCAAUUUUAUCCCUAGCACCAUCGAAAAGGAUGACAAGCACGAACUCAACUACGCCCUAUCUCAAAUUUCCUCAUUAAAAACCAUCUUAAUAGAACUAGCUGAAUCUGUAGCAGAAGAAAUAGAAUUUGUAAAACAAGACUUCCGAGAUGAACUAAAAGAAUCACGUGACGAGCUUUUUCAUAUCCUAGAAGAAAGCUUUAAAAGCAAUAAAGAAGCUGAAGAAUCCCAUCAUCAGCUAAAUUCAGCAUUAACUCAGACGACAAAACAAGCAUUUCAACAAAUCCAUAUAAUGAAAACGAAACAAGAUGAAAUACUAAAUGAUAUGGACAGCUUAAAGCAAGGGUUUAUUGAUAUACAAAAUGACCAAAACGAUUUUUUUGCAAAUGCGCAAAAAUUAAUUGAGACAAAUUCUUUCCAAGUGCAAAACCAUAGUGAUAUGCUGAAAUCUAUUGAAAAAAUGAAAAAUUCGUAUGAAAUUGAGAAAGAGUAUGAAGAUAAUAAACAAAAAAUAGAGAGGAUUAAUUAUGAAAUCAAAGAAAUUCAAAAUGAAAUUUAUAAUUUGAAGAAAAAACCAGAAAAAGCAGAGAGUAUAGAUAAAUUAAAAGAGAUUAGAGAAGAAUUUUUGGCACUUAAAAAUGAUGUGGAGAAUAAAAUUGCUAAUAUGCAAAGAGAUAUUAUUAAAACUACAGAGGAUUUUAUGAAAGGGCUAAGAGAGAUAAGCCAAGAACCUUUGAAAAAUAGAAUUGAGUUUUUAGAAGAAAUGACGACCACCCAAAGAAGAGAGCUUUUUCUCACAAUUACAACAGCUGAACAAAAUUUUACGAAAAAACAUGAUAAAAUGGUAAAAGCUUUAUAUCAAAUCGCGAGGCAUAUUAACCUUCCUGAAACUACUUUAGUUAUUUAA